AUGGAUUCCUCUAUAUGUAUAAUUGAACCUUAUUAAAAUACUGACAACAAUAUUUGGAGUUAAAUUUUAGAAUCUGAUCAAUUUUCAUUUAAUAAAGAUGAAAGCUCAUCAUUUUAAUAAGAUGUUUUUGAAGGCUAAGAAAACUUAGUACUGUUAUUUGAUGGUUAUGAUGAAUUGAAGUAAAAAUAUAGAGAUAAGAAUUUAAAUAUAAUAUCAUCUAAUUAACUUUUCAAGCCUCAACUAGGCAAAAAUGUCAAAGUAAUCUAUACAUCAAGAAUAGAAACACUAAAUUAUGAAAAAUAUACUUAAUCAUUUUUAGGAAAUAAUGAGAAAACUUUUACUUAAGCUGAAAUAAUCUGUUUUGAAGAAUCAUAAAUAGACUAAUAUCUUGAAUAAUAUUGUAUUUAAAUUAUUAGAUAAAAAUUGUAUUGUAACUCUGAUAAGUUUAUACAAAAUUCUUAAAAUAAAAAUUCUAUAAUUUCUAUUAAUAAUUUCAAGGAAAUUUGGGAGAUUUUUUUGUUAGAAGAUAUUUAAAAACUUCUAAAGUGUCCAGAAUAAAAUAAAUCUAAAUAGAUUAUAACUGAUGAGCUCUUAUCAAAUUUGUUUUAUAAGUUGUAAAGGAUAUUAGAAUGUGAAGAUAUAUCAUUUCAAGAUUAAUAAGAAUUUAGGGAUGAUUUUAAAACAAUUUAGAGUCCAAGUUAGAUAAUGAAAUAAAUAGCAAAUAAUUAAAUUUAAAAUUUGAUUUAAACCCCUUAAAGUUUUAAAAUCAUUUUAUCUGUCUUAUAAAAUAUAGAUAAAUUGCUUAUUAACAAAAAAACUCGGUUUGACAGAUUUCGUCUAAGACUAUAAAAAUUAAAAACUUAAGAAAUCAAAUCAAAUAAAAUGGAUUAAUAAAUUGAUGAUUAUGAGUAUGUUCAAAAUUUAAUGAAAAUAUUAGAAGAUAUAAAUUUUUUUGAUGAUUUUUCAGUAGAAUUAUUAAAUAAUUAAGUAACUUAGCUUUCAAACUAAGAUAAAGAUAUAAUUAAAAAGGCUGUAGGAUAAUCAAAUUUUACAUUAUACUAAUUUUAUAAAUUAUAUGUAGCUCAAUAUCAUGAAUGGGAAAUAGAUAAGGUAAAAAAUUCUGAAUAAGAUUUCAAAAGGCAGUUAUAUGAAUUUCAAAUGAGGUUUGCUGUAUUUAUGAGUAGUUAUGGAUUAACUAAUUUUCCAUAAAAAAAGCUUAAAAAAGAAGGUAAAACACAUUUUAAAUUUAAAUAUGAUUAUUUUGAUAAGAAAAAAGAUUUCUUUAGAUGUGCUUUAAUUAAGCUUGAAAAUAGUUGCUAUUUUUUUUUGCAUAAAUAAAUUCAAGAGUUUUUUGUAGGAAAAUAUAUUUUGAGACUUAUUAAAGAUUUUUAAAGUGCUUUUUAAAAUAGACCAGUUGAAAAAAAUAUCGAAACGAGUUCAUUUAAUUAAGAUGAGUUUAAUUUAUCAUUUUCUAAAUUUAAUGGAGAAUUAAAUAUGAUAAAAGUGGAGUUAGAGAAUUAUGAUGAUAUUAAGUAAACUUUGAUAAAGAUAUUAAAGCUUUCAACUAAUAAUAAUUUUAGUAGAGCUGCAUCUAAUAGCAUUUUUAUGAUUAAUUAUUUAGGAAUGGAACUGGAGAAGAUCUAAAAGGAAUUUAAUUAUAAGAUACUAAUAUUUCUGGCUUAAAUUUUUUUGGUAGUAUUUUAGAUAAAUCAAAAUUUGAAAAUGUUUAAAUAUUUAAUUGCAAUUUUAACAAUGCAAGCUUAAAAUUAGUAGAAUGGACGAAAAUACCUAAGAAUAAUGUUGAAAUUUUUAAAUCUAAAAGUAGUGAAAUUAUAGAAGGAAUUAGAUUUUCACCAAAUAAUAAAAUCCUUGUUUCUUGGGAUAGUAAAACAGUUUAUAUAUGGAAUUUAUAAACUAAAAAAAUAAAAAAGGAAUUAAAUAUUUAAAAGCUUGAAAGUUGUAUUUUCUCGUCUGAUUCUAGUAAAAUUUUAUUAUUCUCUCAAGAUAUUCUUUCAAUUUAUCUAAUUGAUGAAGAAGAUAUAAAAUUAUUAAUGUCUGCACCUUAGUACUUAAAUUUUCCAUUUAGUUUUUAUAAUAAUUAGGAUACAAUUAUUUCUUUUAAUUAUUAAUACAAUCAUUUUUAAGUAUUAGAUUUAAGAAAUCAGUCUAAGUAAAAAUCUGAAUGGUUUUAAUAAAUCAUCUUAGAUAAAAAAGACUUUCCGUUAACAUCUUUUAAUCUUUUUUGGAACAAUGAAGUACUAUUAGGAACUGAAGAUGGAUCAAUAUUUUAAUGGGAUAUUUUGGGAAAAUCUAUAAAGCCACUUUUCAAAAAUGUUCAUAAAAGUUAGAUAAUUUAAAUUUAAGGCUAUUUUUCAUUAUAAAAAUUUAGAAACUCUUCAUCUGGAACUUUAAAAGUAAUAAAAACUGACCCCAAUUAUUUUAAAACUGAAUACAAUAAUCAUAAUGAUGUUGUUGAGCUUUUUUUUAUUAUAUUAACAGUUAGGAUCAAGUAAUUAUAUAUUCGACGUGGAAAAGAUCAUCUUAUAAAUCACCUUAUAAGGAAAUUAAAUCAUUACCUUCUUUAAAGGUCAAUGGUUAAUUACCAAGAUAUUAUUUUAGUUAAAAUUCUAGUGAUUUAAUAUUGUUCAAAAAAGAUCACAUAAUAUUUUAUGAUUAACUAAAAAUUACUAGUCUUAAAGAAGACAAAAUAUUUAUAAAUUGUAAUUGUUUAACAGAAAUAACAAUUUAAUAAUACAAAAAACCAGAAUUAAAUACAGAUUUUUUGCAUAUUUUAAUUGCUAAAGAUAAUUGUAUUGAAUUUUAUAAAAUAAAUGGAGACCAAAAGAUGAUAGAUAGAAUUCCUUUAGAUAAUUUUAAACCUAUAUCUAUUUAAUUCUGUUUGUCUAAUUGUAUUAUAAGUUACAAUCAAGAUGAAACUAUUAGAUUUUGGUAUAUGGAAAUAGAUUCUUCAAUAAAAUUCAANAGUUUAUAUAUGGAAUUUAUAAACUAAAAAAAUAAAAAAGGAAUUAAAUAUUUAAAAGCUUGA
Molecule: messenger RNA, 3046 nt
Organism: Paramecium sonneborni
Lineage: Eukaryota; Ciliophora; Oligohymenophorea; Peniculida; Parameciidae
Source: the annotation of a GenBank genome assembly